GUUUAGCCUCAAGCUGGCGUGGUUGAGAAUCCAAGAUGGCGGGUGCCAGUGUUGUAGUACCCCGCAAUUUUCGCUUGCUCGAGGAACUCGAAGAAGGUCAGAAAGGAGGUGACGGUUUUGUUAGCUGGGGCCUGGAGGACGACGACGAUAUGGACUUAAUAACAUGGACCGGUAUGAUCCUUGGUCCUCCAAGAACUGUAUAUGAAAACCGAAUAUAUAACCUCAGGAUAACAUGUGGUCCUAAAUAUCCAGAUGACCCACCUAAUGUGCGGUUUAAAACUAGGAUAAACAUCACUGGAGUGAAUGCUACUGGUGUUGUUGAUCCAAAAUCAUGUAAAGUAUUAAAAAGCUGGUUGAGGAGUAACACAAUAAAAACUAUCUUACAGGAGCUAAGGAGAAUGAUGACCCUAAAAGAGAACAUGAAGCUUCCUCAGCCACCAGAGGGAAGCAUGUAUGAUGGACAUUAAAUGAAACUUUGCUUUUCUAGAGGUUCUUCUACAAAUUACACUUAGCAGCAGUUCUCUUUUGAUGAAGAAAAAGCAGAUCUCUGUCAGUAUCUGAGCAUUUGUGUACCUACCCUUUGACUCAUAACAAGUCAGGGUUAAUGUUGGAUCAGGGGAGGGGUGGGUGCACAGUUGUUCAGAUACUGACAUUGAUCCAAAAAAGUCAUGUAAAGAAAACAAAGCAAUCCACCUGUAUCUUGAACAGUGUUCCUACAGUGCAUGUUUCUAGUGAGACUUUUGCACUUGUUAUAAACAUCAAACAAAUGCAUCAGCUAAUUUAGGUGCAAAUGUGUAAUGCUCCAAGGAAAUUCUUUAUCCCACUUUCAGUUGAGUUAGACAUUGUUGGAAUAUUUUCUCUUUUUUGGCCUAUGGACAAUGGUUUGUUAGAAGCUUCAAAGAAAUUUAGAUGUUAGUGUAGAGCUGCUUGGCUUGAAGAUACAUGUUAUCAAAAUGUAAAAUGAUAUCAACUUUAUUCAAUUCUAAGCAACAUGUAGCUUCUGGUGUGCUUUUUAGUACUUUUACUGACCUCAAGUCUCAAGUAAUGACUCGCAUGUAAGUGUUUGAUUGUUGUAAGUAAGUGAUGAAUUUCUUUUCCAAUUUGGUAUUUCUAGUGCAGAAAAAAAUAAAGAAAGUUUAUAACAAAAUUAA
Pocillopora damicornis (cauliflower coral) is the source of this 1151-nucleotide messenger RNA. RefSeq names its product ubiquitin-conjugating enzyme E2 variant 1. The record is from RefSeq and is a predicted model, not a curated record. NCBI's taxonomy places the organism in Eukaryota, Metazoa, Cnidaria, Anthozoa, Scleractinia, Pocilloporidae.